Molecule: messenger RNA, 940 nt
Organism: Cucumis melo (muskmelon)
Lineage: Eukaryota; Viridiplantae; Streptophyta; Magnoliopsida; Cucurbitales; Cucurbitaceae
Product: remorin
Exons: 5
Coding region: 155-763 (202 amino acids)
Source: RefSeq, a predicted model, not a curated record
UAAUGCCAAAUGCCAACUCAUAACAAGGCACAAUGUAUGUCCACUUCUCACCACUUCCCUUCUUAUUCUUCCAACUAUAAUAUCUCAACCACCUCUCCCUCCCUCCCUCCCUCUCUCUCUCUCAUUUUUCAUUUCUCUCUCUCUUAACUCAAAAAUGGCCUCCUCCGAUGAGCCCAAGAAAAUAGAGUCUGAAGAAUCUCCCUCGGAGCCCCCUCCGCCGGCUGCGGCUGAGCCAACCAAAGACGACGUGGCAGAGGAGAAAUCAAUUAUCCCCUUACCCCCACCGGAGGACGAGAAGCCCGCCGAUGACUCCAAAGCUCUCGCAAUCGUUGAAAAAAGUGAUGAAAAAGCAGAGGAAAAAGAGAAAGAAAGUGAAGGCUCAAUUAAUAGAGAUGCUGUACUUGCAAGAGUGGCAACAGAAAAGAGAUUGUCACUCAUCAAAGCUUGGGAAGAGAGUGAAAAAUCAAAGGCAGAGAAUAGAGCUCACAAAAAGCUGUCAGCAAUUGGGUCAUGGGAGAACAGCAAGAAAGCAGCUGUUGAGGCUGAACUAAAACAGAUUGAGGAAAAAUUGGAGAAAAAGAAGGGAGAGUAUAUAGAGAAAAUGAAGAACAAAAUAGCACUGAUACACAAAACAGCAGAAGAAAAGAAGGCUGUUAUUGAAGCAAAGCGUGGAGAAGAGAAGCUGAAGGCAGAGGAAAUUGCUGCCAAACACAGAGCCACUGGAACUGCUCCUAAGAAGAUUUUCGGUUGUUUCCAAUUUUAAAUUAAAACUAUAUUUGUGAAAUUUGGUUUUUCUUUUUUUUAUUAUUAUUAUUUAUUUCUUCAUUGUGAUGGGUGUUUAAAUUUGUUUGUAUUAUUGUUUCUUUUAAUUAUAAUAUCUACUUUCUUUAUGUAUAAUCAAUAUAUAUAUAUAUAUAUAAAUUGUUGUGAUAAUUAUUAA